UCUAAUGCUUAAAUUUUAACGCUUACCAAUAAAAUCUAAAUAGCUCGAUUUAACCGAAAAUAAUAAUAUUCAAGUCGAGUAAUAAAUAAUACAGGCAAAAUAAAAAAAACAAGACGUUGAAAUCGAACUGACAAAGCUGAACCGGUUGAACCACGUUAUGAAAAAAAGGUCGAUCCAAUCCGGUUUAACUUUUUCGGCAGCACUGGACAAGAAAUCAAAAUCAAUCAAACAAAUCAAAGGGAAAAAAAUCUAAAAACUAAAAGCGCAUUCGCGGGGAGAGUGAGAUCAUCUUCUUUCUAUCCAGAAAUUUAUAUAGUUCUCAUUUCUCAUAGCGAAAACCCCCCAAAAACCUUUCGAUUUUUCUUCCCAAUUAAUCCUAAAAUGUCCGUAAAAUCCCACAUAAUUACAGGAUUGACCCUCCCCUUGAAACCCACUGCUUCUUCUUCUUCAAGCUCCAGUAGUAGUGGCAGUCUCUGUUUAGUUAAGAGACCGCUCACCUCUUCCUUCCUCAAUGGCGGAGUGGCUGCCCUAAAAAUUACAAGCAUAAGUAUCCUUCCAGGAAGAUCUCAUUGUCACAGGCAAGGUGGAGGUGCCCUUGGUACACGCAUGAGCCUUUUUGAUCGGUUUGCUAGAGUUGUUAAGUCAUAUGCAAAUGUGCUCUUAAGUUCCUUUGAAGACCCAGAGAAAAUCUUAGAUGAAGCUGUGCUCGAAAUGAAUGAUGACUUGGUGAAGAUGAGACAUGCCACAGCACAAGUAUUAGCAUCUCAAAAGCGGUUGGAAAAUAAGUACAAAGCUGCACAGCAGGCUUCUGAAGAUUGGUACCGUAAAGCACAGUUGGCUCUUCAGAGAGGAGAAGAGGAUCUUGCACGUGAAGCCCUCAAGAGGCGUAAAUCUUCUGCUGAUAAUGCUAGUUCAUUGAAAGCUCAACUUGAUCAACAGAAAAGUGUAAUUGAGAAUCUUGUCUCUAACACACGGCUUCUGGAGAGCAAGAUACAAGAGGCAAAGUCAAAGAAAGACACUUUGAAAGCUCGUGCUCAGUCUGCAAGAACUGCAACAAAAGUAAAUGAGAUGGUGGGAAAUGUCAACACCAGCAGUGCUUUAGCAGCUUUUGAGAAGAUGGAAGAGAAAGUUAUGGCAAUGGAGUCUGAAGCAGAAGCUCUUGGGCAGUUAACCACUGAUGAUCUUGAAGGGAAGUUUGCAUUACUUGAGAGCACAUCGGUUGAUGAUGAUCUUGCAAACUUGAAAAAGGAACUCUCUGGCAGCACACUGCUCUGUCUGCUCGUUGGGUGAAGAAUCAGAUUCAGAAUUGACUGACCAAAAAAUAAGAAGAAAAGGAAAAGGAAUCAUAAUUGACUGAACAUUCAGAAUUGCUCUGCGCAUCGUGUUUUUCCUUUCCCUGGUCUGUUUUGGCAACUAGAAAGUGAUAGUAGCUUGAGGAGAAGGAAAAGAAAUUUCCCUUUGGUUAAAACCUCAAAAGUUGUUCUCCAGCUGUGAGCCAAGGAGGAACAGUCUUGAAUUUCAACCUUCUGAAAGGUUUUAAUUUUUCAUUUUCCUAUUCUUCUGACUAACAGAAAGGAGAGCUUCCACCUGGAAGAACUGUUUCUGCCAGUACAAACAAGACAUUUCCAUAUCGAGAUGCUGAGAUUGAGACAGAACUUAAUGAAUUGAGGCAAAGGGCA
Molecule: messenger RNA, 1679 nt
Organism: Durio zibethinus
Lineage: Eukaryota; Viridiplantae; Streptophyta; Magnoliopsida; Malvales; Malvaceae
Source: RefSeq, a predicted model, not a curated record